AUGUUCUUUCUUUCUUUAAUUUUUUCUUUCUUUCUUUCUUUCUUUCUUUCUUUCUUUUUUCAUUAUAACAAUCAUUCUGUCCAAAAGUCUUUGUCUUUGGUAAUUCAUGCUAACGUUCAUAUGUUAAUGUCUUCUUCUGAAUUUCUUUAUUUCUUUCUUUCUUUCUUUUUCUUUCUUUCUUUCUUUCUUUCUUUUCAUUAUAACAAUCAUUCUGUCCAAAAGUCUCUGGUAAUUCAUGCUAACGUUCAUAUGUUAAUGUCUUCUGUAUCACUUGAAUUUCUUUCUUUCUUUCUUUCUUUCUUUCUUUCUUUCUUUCUUUCUUUCUUUCUUUCUUUUCAUUAUAACAAUCAUUCUGUCCAAAAGUCUUUGGUAAUUCAUGCUAAUGUUCAUAUGUUAAUGUCUUCUGUAUCACUUGAAUUUCUUUCUUUCUUUCUUUCUUUCUUUCUUUCUUUCUUUCUUUUCAUUAUAACAAUCAUUCUGUCCAAAAGUCUUUGGUAA
Molecule: messenger RNA, 498 nt
Organism: Acanthosepion pharaonis
Lineage: Eukaryota; Metazoa; Mollusca; Cephalopoda; Sepiida; Sepiidae
Source: the annotation of a GenBank genome assembly